This is a messenger RNA of Lactuca saligna, 3290 nucleotides long. The record is from the annotation of a GenBank genome assembly. Lineage: Eukaryota; Viridiplantae; Streptophyta; Magnoliopsida; Asterales; Asteraceae.
UCCAAGAACCAUUUAUCCACCAUCGUGACCCGAAAACCAGGCAGGUGGGGUUGUUCAAGAUCCAUUGCAUAUCCCCGUCAUCUUUCUUACAUUCAUAAUGGAGUAUGAUUUUUCCUUGAAAUAGUCGACGAAGCUGCUCCCUUUCGAAGACGUCCCCUUUCUCUAUUCAUGGAAUUUUCUGUGUAACUUUGGGGGCGCGAAGAAAGUAUAUCAAUAAAAAAAGGGGACGAAUUUAAAGCUUAUUUUACAAAUAAAAAGAAAUUGGAAAUUGACUAUAAUCAAUAUUCCUCAUACAUAAUACGUGAUUAUAGGGUUUGCUCGAGAAUCUCGUUAAUUUCGAGUUUUUUUGUUGCUUAAUUAGACAAACUGGGGUUAUCCUUGUCCGAGACUUGUUUGGAUUUUAUCAUUCUCGAUUAUUAUCGAACAAGAUUGUUUGAAUUAUUUACGAAAAACCUGCCUACGAUUGGCGAUGAUCUAUGCUUUAGGGUGUAAUGUUUUUUUGGUUGUGUUUAUAUUGUUUGGUGAAAUGAUUCGGAUUGAUAUUUCAAGAGAAAAUGGGCGCCAAAGUGGUGAUUUUAUUCAUGACAAUUAUCAUUCUACUUUACCCUUUGGCGGAGGCAGUAGAAUCAGACAGACAUCGCCAACAACUGCCUCCUGACAACCAAAUGUAUUUGGAGGAGACCAUGGAUGAGGACACGGCAGAACUAUUAUGGGUGAACUGUGGAGCAGAGUUGAUGUACACAAUGGAGGCUUUUGAAGAUCUUGAAUAUUGUGGUUGUGAUAAAAGCAUUACAGGAAAAGAAAGAAUAAUAAAAGCUAUAAAUGUCCAAGACCCACAUGUGAAGAAAACUAUACUGGAUUGCUUGAAGGAGAAACGUAUUGUUUUAUCCAAACUCAGAAAAGAUAAACUUUCUGCAACAACAAGCUUGUACAUAAAGUAUUUAGUUUCCUUUUUAAGCAAGCCUAAUAUUAUUAUUGAUCAUUUUCAUGGAAGACGAAAGUUGGGUGAAACUGUUAGCCAAGGCACGGUUGUUGUUGCUGUAAUUGUUACAGCAAUCUUCACUAUGUGUCUCGCUGGCCUUCUCUUUUAUUGUUACAUUAAAAAGCAUGGUGGAAUUCAAAAUAAUGAUGAAAAGCCUCUUCUCAGUUUAAGUAUGGGUGGUUUCCGAAGAAAGUCUACUGAUAACCAAUCAAAUGGACAGAAAAAUGAUUCGUCGAUGGAUGCUAGAGUCUCUGUUGAUCCAGAUGCUUCUGGAAUUCCAAACGUUAAUGAUGGCUCAUCUUUGGAUCCUUCUAUGCAACCACCAAGGGUAAAAGAGUCUCUACGACAUACUUUAAAGCCUCGAGCAGUUAGGGCAGAAUCGUCUUUGCGGCCUACCGGGAAAACGGAAUUUGCUAUACGGCCUUCCGCCGGAAACACAGGGUCUCCGAUUGGGGUUGGUGGAACAGAAUCAUCUCCACAUCCUGAAUCUUCUACACAACAACCACCUCCUACCGGAUCUUCUCUUGCUGCUCCUGCUCCUGCCGCUGAUCCUCCUCCACCUCCAGCUCAUGUUAUCCCUCAUGUACAGCUUACCGAACCAAAACCUCCUUCUGUUGAGUCGCCACCUGCUCAAACUCAAGGAGCAUCGCCACCUCCUCAAACUCAAGGAGCGCCACCACCUCCUCCUCAAACUCAAGGAACACCGCCACCUCCUUCGCAAAAUCAAGGAGCACCACCACCACCACCACCAACUGGAGAAACAGGAGGAGCACCACCGCCACCGCCACCAGCAACUGAAGGAUCAGGAGCACCACCGCCACCACCUCCAACUGGAGGAUCAGGAUCAGGAGCACCUCCUCCACCGCCCAAACUUGGUGGGAAUGCAGGUGCACCUCCACCUCCUCCUCUACGUGGAUCUGUGGCACGGCCAUUAAGUGCAGCCUUGAGACUUCGACGGACUGAGCAAGUUGAUGCUUCUAAAGCUAAGCUAAAGCCAUUCUUUUGGGAUAAGGUUAUGGCUAAACCUGAUCAACAAAUGGUUUGGGAUAAGAUAAGAUCAGGAUCAUUUCAGUUUAAUGAAGAAAUGAUUGAAAGCUUAUUUGGGUAUCAAGCGGCUGAAAAAAACAAAGAUCAAGACACAAAGAAUGUUGCCACGAAAAAUAAAGAUCCCCCCGUGCAUUUCGUCCAAAUUAUUGAUCCAAAAAAGGCACAAAAUUUGUCUAUUCUCCUAAAAGCACUUAAUGUGACAACAGAAGAAGUUUCUGCUGCGCUUAUAGAAGGAAAUGAGCUACCAAUAGAAAUUGUUCAAACUUUGCUAAAAAUGGCACCCACUAGUGAAGAAGAAUUGAAGUUGAGGUUAUACGAUGGGGAUCUUCAUCGACUUGGACCUGCAGAACGAUUUCUAAAGGUUUUGGUUGAAAUACCUUAUGCAUUCAGAAGACUUGAAUCCUUGUUAUUCAUGUGCACACUUCAGGAUGAGGAAUCCAACAUCAAAGAAUCUUUGGAGACCUUAGAGGCUGCUUGUGUCCAACUUAAAAAAAGCCGGUUGUUCCUCAAACUAUUAGAAGCUGUACUGAAAACUGGGAACCGGAUGAACGUGGGAACAUUCCGUGUUCAAGAGAUUAUGCGGUCAGAAGGUAUACGGGCGGUCCGGUCAGCCAAAGAAGGGAAAAACAUCUCCAGUAUCAAAACUGAAGAUCUUCUUCUAGAACCUCCUCCUGAAGAAGCCGAUGAACAUUACUGCAAAUUAGGGCUUGAAGUUGUUUCAUGUUUGAGUAGCGAGCUUGAGGAUGUGAAAAGAGCAGCGAUUAUUGAUGCGGAUGGGUUGACGAGUUCGGUUUCGAAACUUGGGAAUGCACUUUUGAAAGCGCGUGAAUCACUGAAUACGGAUAUGAAGAUUUUGGAAGAACAAUUGGAAGAGGAAGCGGAUGAGUUUUGGUUGAUUUUGUCAACUUUUGUUGAGAAUGCUGAGAAGGAGAUUUCGUGGAUGCUUGAGGAAGAAAAGAGAAUAAUUGCGCUUGUGAAAAGUACAGCGGAUUACUUUCAUGGGAAAUCUGGGAAGGAUGAAGGGUUGAGAUUAUUCACGGUUGUUCGGGAUUUUUUAAUUAUUUUGGAAAAAGUAGUUAAAGAGAUUCAGGCUGCACCUAUCAAGCCACUAAAGAAGAAAGAUAACAUGUCAUCGGGUACACAAAAGAAAGAAGAAAUGUCAUUGGAUCCUGAAAGAAAAGAUGAUCAGAAUCAGUCGACGAAUGGAGGUCCUACGUUGACCCGGAUACCAAAUUGUCAAAUUCCUUCUCCUCCAGAUUAA